Messenger RNA from Pyrus x bretschneideri (Chinese white pear), 2020 nucleotides. RefSeq lists its product as uncharacterized. NCBI's taxonomy places the organism in Eukaryota, Viridiplantae, Streptophyta, Magnoliopsida, Rosales, Rosaceae. The transcript is spliced from 2 exons. The record is from RefSeq and is a predicted model, not a curated record. Bases 283 to 1650 code for a protein of 455 amino acids.
AUCAUUUUUUUCAUUUCUACAUAACACACGCGAAAACACAGUAUAGAGAAAAAUCAAAUCAACUCAAAUCUCGGGGACUCAAAAGUUGGAUUUUCAUUCGUUUUUUCCAUUUACCGAUUCAAUCUUCAAAACCCAAGUCUCCAAAUUUUCGUUUGAUCUUUCCGGUUCCUGUUCUGGGUUGUUUGGCUUGUUCGAUUUUCUCGAGAAAAUCCGACUAUUUUCUCGGCCGGAGUCGAAAGUACGAUGAAAAACGGCGAUUUCCGGUGAAAUAGAGAAGCGGAGAUGAGUGGUAUUAAUGGAGACUCGAGAACUGGUAACACCGCUUUUGAGACUAUAAACGCAGCUGCUUCCGCGAUCGCAGCCGCGGAGAACCGUGCGCCUCACGCCACCGUUCAGAAGAGAAGGUGGGGUAGUUUCUUGAGCACAUAUUGGUGUUUUGGAUUUCAAAGACACAGAAAGAGCAUUGGGCAUAUUGCUCCAGAACCGACGGACCCUGGAGGUGAUGCUUCAAGAGCGGAAAGUUCAAUCCAGGCACCUUCAAUUGUAUUUCCCUUUGUUGCACCUCCAUCCUCUCCUGCAUCGUUUCUUCAAUCAGAACCACCUUCGGUCACACAAUCACCAGCUACUGGUUUUUUCUCUCUUUCAGCAAGCAUGUACUCCCCUGGGCCUGCCUCAAUUUUUGCUAUCGGUCCUUAUGCUCAUGACACCCAGUUGGUCUCACCGCCUGUUUUCUCAACCCUCACUACCGAACCAUCAACUGCUCCCUUUACUCCUCCUCCUGAGUCUGUUCAUUUGACUACCCCUUCCUCGCCCGAGGUUCCAUUUGCUCAGCUUCUCGAUCCCCACUUCCGGAAUGGUGAAGUUGGUCAGAGAUUCCCAUUAUCUCACUACGAGUUUCCAUCUUACCAACUUUACCCUGGAAGCCCGGUUGGUCAGCUUAUAUCGCCAAGCUCAGGUAUCUCAGGUUCUGGUACUUCGUCUCCUUUUCCCGACCGCGACUUUGCUGUUGGUGGUCCUCACUUCCUGGAAUUCCGAACAGGUGAUCCUCCUAAGCUCUUGAACCUUGACAUUCUUUCCACCCGUGAUUGGGGUUCAAGACUAGCUUCUGGUUCUGUGACCCCUGAUGGUGGAAAGUCAACAGUUUCUGAUGGUUUCCUUCAAAAGCCUCAAACCCCUGAGGUUGUAUUAAAUCCACGAUCCAACACUAGAGGUAGAAAUAAUGGAAUUGUGAUCAACCAUAGAGUUUCCUUUGAGUUAAGUUCUGAAGCAAUUGUAAGAAGUGUAGAAAAAAAGACGGUGGCGUUAGCGGAAGCUGCAUCAACUUCUAUACAAGAAACAGAAAAGGGCCAGAGCGAAGAGGAUCCUUGCAAAGCAAUGAGCAGUGCCGAGUGUCCUGCCUGUGAGACACACAGUGAUGUACCAGAGAAGGCUGUGGCUGACGAGGAGGAUGCACAGCUGCACCAGAAGCACCGAUCCAUCACGCUUGGUUCUAGUAAGGAAUUCAAUUUUGACAAUGCUGAUGGAGGAGAUUCAGGUAACUCGAAUACUAUUGGCUCCGACUGGUGGGCAAAUGAGAAAGUUAGUCCGAAGGAAAACGGGACACCAAAGAAUUGGUCUUUCUUCCCUAUGGUGCAGCCGGGUGUUAGCUAACUAGUAUGCAUCUCGCUCGUUGCCUCCGUAUCCGUGGAGCAUCAGAGGUACGACAGGCCUUUGGUUAUUGAAACCGGUCAACACAUAUACAGUGCCACAAUGGCCGCAAAUUACUGAGAAAUUUUGGGUUAUAGAUUGGGAAAUCUACUAGAUGAUGACUGAGCCAGGUCUAAGGCUGUUUUUUUGUACAUGGUGACCUGGAAUUCAAGCUCGAAAGACAGGUAUGGAUACUAUAAAACCACAGAUUAGUGUCAGUUUUCGGAUAUGUUAAAUGUGUUUUAUGUAUUAUAAAUUACAAUAGAAGCAGAUAAGGAUGAUGUUAUUAAAUAAAUGAUGGUAGAAUGCUAAUUGAUUAAAGUUGUUGCCUUUA